Cajanus cajan (pigeon pea) is the source of this 1433-nucleotide messenger RNA. RefSeq names its product monolignol oxidoreductase AtBBE-like 15. The record is from RefSeq and is a predicted model, not a curated record. NCBI's taxonomy places the organism in Eukaryota, Viridiplantae, Streptophyta, Magnoliopsida, Fabales, Fabaceae. Gene Ontology annotation, molecular function: FAD binding; oxidoreductase activity.
UCCCGAAACCAAACCUUAUCAUCACUCCACAAAGCCUAUUCCACAUCCAAGUGGCACUCCUUUGCUCAAAGAGAAACACCUUGCAGGUCCAUAAUCAUUAACAUGGAGGAAGAAAGUGCAUGGGUUGAGUCAGGUGCUACAAUUGGAGAACUCUAUUAUGCAAUUGCAAAGAGAAGCAAGGUUCAUGGUUUCCCAGCUGGAAGUUGCUCCACUAUUGGUGUUGGAGGGCACCUUAGUGGAGGUGGGUUUGGCACCAUUUUCAGAAAAUAUGGCCUAGCAUCUGAUAACGUAAUUGAUGCACAAAUGGUAGAUGCUAAUGGGAAGAUACUGAACAGAACACUGAUGGGGGAAGAUCUUUUUUGGGCCAUAAGAGGAGGGGGAGGAUCUAGCUUUGGAGUCAUAACUGCAUGGAAAAUCAAGCUUGUGCAUGUUCCUCCAACAGUGACAACUUUUGAUGUUUCAAGAACCCUUGAUCAAGGUGCCACUAGCCUUUUCCACAAGUGGCAAACAACUGCUCCAAAUCUUCCUUCAGAGCUUUUUUUGCACACUGUUGUGGGAGUUUCCAAUUCACCUUCUCAAGGUGUAAACAAAACUGUGGUGGUUUCCUUCUCAGGACUUUAUCUUGGGACAGCAGAGAAUCUCCUUCCUUUGAUGCAAAACAGUUUUGCUGAAUUGGGUUUGCAAAGCAACAACCUCACCCAGAUGACUUGGAUUCAAUCCGUUCUUCACUUUGCAGGCCAUUCAAUAGAUGAGUCCUUGGAAGUCUUGCUCAGGAGAAACCAAACAUCCCCUUCUUCCAAAGCAAAAUCUGACUAUGUGAAGGAACCAAUUCCAUUACUUGGGUUAGAAGGGCUAUGGAAGAUGCUACUCUUGGAGAAUUCACCGCUCCUGAUAUUCACACCAUAUGGUGGAAUAAUGAGUGAGAUUUCUGAAUCAGAAACCCCGUUUCCACAUAGAAAAGGGAACUUAUAUGGAAUUCAGUAUUCGGUGACUUUGGUUUCAAAUGAAGAAGAGGCGAAGCAUAUAGAUUGGAUAAGAAGAUUGUAUACAUAUAUGGCACCUUAUGUGUCAAAGUUGCCAAGACAAGCGUAUUUGAAUUAUAGAGACCUUGAUUUGGGUGUGAAUAGAGGGAACUCUGGCUAUGAAAAAGCAAAACCUUGGGGUUUGAAAUAUUUCAAUAACAAUUUUGAAAGGUUGGCACGAGUAAAGGCCAGGGUUGAUCCUGGAAACUUUUUCAGGGAUGAGCAGAGUAUUCCUCCUUUGUAGAACAUGCCAAUCACAAAUAAUAAAUUAAUGAAAUUUGCAAACAUAAGCAUAGGCAUAGUUUUCUGAAGAAGUUGUGCUUUGUAAAUUCUAAGGUAUUAAAGGGAAGCACUCUUGCAAUAUUAAUUUUCAUUUGACACCUCUUGCAGUAGCUUAUAGCAUUAACAAAA